Messenger RNA from Bursaphelenchus xylophilus (pine wood nematode), 990 nucleotides. The record is from the annotation of a GenBank genome assembly. Lineage: Eukaryota; Metazoa; Nematoda; Chromadorea; Rhabditida; Aphelenchoididae.
AUGCUAUCCAAGUUUCUAUCUCAUGUAUUAUUGUUGAAUGUAGCUUCCGCAACCUUUUCUUCCAAUUUUUUAUUUUUCUUGGAAGAUCUUUAUGGCCGAGACCUUGCUGAGAGUCUGGCCAGGACUGAUAUUGGACAUGAAGGGUCUUUCGGUGGAGGAUUUCAUCAGCCGAAAAGGAGGACAGAGUAGGAUUCGUGACCCUUAAUAUCUGUUCUUUUCAUGCUAGUGAAGACGCAGUAGUCUUUGUUCACGGCUACACUGGUUAUGCUGAUGACUUUGCGGAUCAAGUGGCCUUUAUGAAGAUGCAGGGAUACGACGAUACGACUCUCUAUGGUACUACCUAUGGCGAGUGGAGUGGUCCAGUCAAGAGGAUGAAUCAGACUGGGAUGGCUUGCAAAUAUGUGUUGGCGGUAAGGCGAUAUACAUUUUUUUAUCUAUCUGGCACCCUGUUAGUCAUUCCUUGUAGCCUUUAUAACUAAAGUUCGAAGUGACGUCAUUGAGCCCCCUGUUUAGGUCCGACGGUUGAUCGUAGCCGUAAAUCUGUACACGGAUCGACCGGUCAAUGUGAUUGGCGUCUCAAUGGGCGGGGCUAUCUCGAGAAAAGCCAUUAUGGGCGGAGGGUGCGUUGAGACUGGGGAAAAUCUCGGAAAACCACUCACCAAUAUCAUCAGCAAUUAUGUCGGAGUGGUCGGAGUGAUGCACGGGGCUGCUUUCUGCGAAAAAAGCGACGAGGCUGCGUGCAAUGCGAAUUUUGGUAUGAAGUGUAAUAGCAUCUUCCUUCAAGAUAUCAACUCAAAAACGAACUACGAGGGAAGAAGGAGAUUUGUAAUCGAGAGCACAGGUGAUACUUUGGUUGGAUAUUAUGCUUGCGGAACUCAUCCCAGUGAAUAUGUGGGAGGACAUAUCAUAAAAUAUCAUGGCUUCGAUCACACGGCAACGUAUAGGAACAGUUUCCAAGUGCAAUAUAUGCUAGUCUCGGAACAGUUUUAA